Molecule: messenger RNA, 1048 nt
Organism: Williopsis jadinii
Lineage: Eukaryota; Fungi; Ascomycota; Saccharomycetes; Phaffomycetales; Wickerhamomycetaceae
Product: erythrocyte band 7 integral membrane protein.2b
Exons: 2
Coding region: 59-988 (309 amino acids)
Cellular component (GO): plasma membrane
Source: RefSeq, a predicted model, not a curated record
CCAAUAUUUGCCCAGUUGGUGUUCUCCUUAUCCAUAUUCAACAAGAAACAACACAAAGAUGAGCACUAACUUACAACCAAAGUAUUCCAAAGACGUCCAGGACUAUGCCAAAGUCUAUGACACCCAGCCCGAAGGUUUUUACCAAUCAAUGGUUAAUGGAUUCGGUUCGUUUUUCGGAUCAUUGGGUAUAAUUCCAUGUUGUUGUUGUUCAAACCCAUACACUGAUGUCAAGCAAGGUACCGUUGGUCUGGUUACUAAGUUCGGUGAGUUGGCAAGAGUUGUUGAUCCUGGUUCCACUUACGUGAACAUCUUUUCAGAGAAGCUGUAUACUGUGAGUAUCAAGACUGAGGUUCAAGAGAUUCCUUCCCAGGUCUGUAUGACCAAGGAUAACGUUAACGUUGGUAUCAAAUCUGUCGUUUACUACAACAUUGUGGAUCCUCAGAAGGCUGUGUUUGGUAUCUCUGAUAUUUCAGAAGCAAUCUCUGAAAGAACGCAAACCACGUUGAGAGAUGUCAUUGGUGCAAGACUACUACAAGACGUUAUCGAACGUCGUGAGGAGAUUGCAGAAGCCAUUGAAGAAAUCAUCCAACAUAUUGCUGCGGAUUGGGGUGUAUCUGUAGAAUCAAUCCUCAUCAAGGAUUUACAAUUGGAUUCUACAAUUACAAAUUCUUUAUCCCAAGCAGCUCAGGCGAAGAGAAUCGGUGAGUCAAAGAUCAUCACUGCAAAGGCUGAAGUUGAGAGUGCCAAAUUGAUGAGACAAGCUGCUGAUAUUCUCGCUUCUAAGCCUGCUAUGCAAAUUAGAUACUUGGACGCUAUGCAAAAUAUGGCGAGAUCUUCUGGCUCUAAAGUUAUCUUCAUGCCAAGUUCCGGUGACGUUGAAAAGGCUGCAAGUGAUGUUUCAGGUACUCAGUAUGAAACGUCCUCUUCAAAUCAUGCAAAGUCAAGUAACAAGACUGAUAUGAUAGCAAUGCAAGAAGCAUUGAGUUGAUCUCGUUGGAUUUUUCACGAAUCUUUAUAUUCUUAAUUUUUGAUACGGUGUCUGGUGUCA